AUGAAUCAAGAUGUUGAUGAAAAGAGGUUACGCACCCGCUCAAAGGGAAUCAGGAUACCAGCAGAGCCUGUGGGACAGGAUGUAAGCUGUCCUACUCCAGGAUGUAAUGGCUCAGGUCAUGCUAGUGGAAAAUAUGCACGGCACAGAAGCUCACAAGGUUGUCCUUUGGCAAGAAAGAGAAAAGUACAGGACUCUGAUUCUGAUCAACCUUUAACCAAAAGGAAAUCCCAUCCAUUGAAACUUGCUUUGGAUGAAGGUUAUAAUGGAGAUAGUGAUGGAGUAGUUGAGUUGGAGAUAAAGGAGGAGUCAGUUGUGGAUGAAUCAGAAGAAGCACUUGAAGUUGAAGAAGAAAUGGAAGACGAGGAGGAGGAUGAAGAAAAAAGUAUGGAAGAAAUUGAAAGCACUGAAUCAGUACCAGAUGGCAGGCAUAAAGGAUCAGAUGAUCGGCAUCGCUGGGAGGAUGGAACCAAGAAUGUCAGUACUCGAAAGGACGAUUUUGUUAGCUAUCAGGAAUUAGUUGCGAAGUCACUUCUAAACCUGGGCAAAAUAGUAGACGAUACCGCAAUUCCUGCAUUUUCAGAUAAAAAACCAAGUAACAGUGAGUCACAACCUACAGAGACUUGCAUUUAUAGAAAAGACAGCACACAUCAGGAGGCAAUGGAAGAAGAAAGUGAUUCUGGGAAGGAAAUUAUUGAAAGUGAGACUGUGACUGAAGAUUCUGAAUGCGAAAAGGAAGUUGACCAAGAUCACGAUUCAAUUGAAGAAAAUACAAUCGAAAAUGUGCUUCCAUCUAGUGAUGAAAGAAACGAAGAACAAUGUAAAGAAUUUAAGGACAUGACUGGUUCCUCUCACUGCAGCGAGCAGACAAUUGUUUUCCAACAAGAGCUUGAUGAGGCUGACAAAAAGGAUAUGGGGGAGAACAAGUCCACUGAUGUGCAAUACAAGGACAGUGCUGAAGUAAUAGUACAGAUAUCACAAGAGACAGAACAGGAAAGCCAUUGUGAAGGACAACCAAAGUCAGAAAGCUCAGCAAUAGCAGAGGACAAUCUGGAUGAAUGCACUGAUGGGAGUGAGAGUUUACCUCCAAAAUCUGCAAUCACUGAGGAGUCAGAAAUUUAUGACAUGAUGACAAAAGGAAAUCUUGGGCUCCUAGAGCAGGCCAUUGCUCUGAAAGCUGAGCAGGUGAAGAUGAAGAGAGAAGACGUAAACAGAGAGCCCAGUAGGAUAUCAGGGGAACAGAUGAGGCAUAUCCAUUUGGAAGAAAAAACAAAUAAGUCUUUGGAUUCCAUCAGGAAAAACCUUUAUAGUAAAGAUCCCUCAAGGUCUGAGAAGAGGGAGAUCAAGUGCCCUACCCCAGGCUGUGAUGGCACUGGUCAUGUGACAGGAUUGUAUCCACACCAUCGUAGUCUUUCUGGAUGCCCACACAAGGAUAAAAUACCUCCAGAGAUCCUUGCCAUGCAUGAAAAUGUUUUGAAGUGUCCCACGCCAGGCUGCACGGGACAGGGGCAUGUCAACAGUAACCGAAAUACACACAGGAGCCUUUCUGGAUGCCCCAUUGCUGCUGCUGAGAAACUGGCAAAAUCUCACGAGAAACAGCAUAACAGUGAAUCUCCCAAGAGCAGCCAAAGUUCUGACAGAGUGUUGAGGCCGAUGUGCUUUGUGAAACAGUUGGAGAUUCCACACUAUAGUUACAGGCCUAACAUGCUGCCAGUCACACCUCGAGCUAACCUCGCAAAGGAGUUGGAGAAAUACUCCAAGGUUACAUUUGAUUAUGCCAGUUUUGAUGCACAGGUUUUUGGGAAACGUGUGAUUGCUCCAAAGCUUCAGGCAUCUGAAACCUCCCCCAAAACCUUUAAAUCUAAACCAUUUCCAAAGGCCUCCUCACCUAGUCACAGUUUGUCUACUAACUAUGUUAAAAGCUCAUCCUCAUCUGGUGGAUAUGACUAUGCUCAUGAUGCUGAAGCUGCACAUAUGGCUGCAACGGCUAUCCUCAAUCUAUCUACACGUUGCUGGGAAAUGCCAGAAAAUCUAAGCACUAAGCAUCAGGAUCAUCCCUCAAAGAAUAUGGAUAUUGAAGUAGAUGAAAAUGGAACUCUGGAUCUCAGCAUGAAUAAAAACCGUAAAAGGGAAAAUGUAUUUUCUGCAAUAAGCGCAAAUGUCAGGUCAGCAGAUUUAUCAUCCUCCUAUCUUCAUGGAAGCAACAGCACAUGUAGCAGCGUCAUGGGUUCACCGCAGUCCAGUCAGACGUCCAAACAGGAUGAAUAUGAUGGUCCUAUUGACUACACAAAGCCAAGCAGACAAAGGGAAGAAGAGUCUGAAGAAAUGGAACCUGCCACAUCUUCAUUUCCUUCAUCAGAAGCAGGAGAUCUGGAAGUGAUGGAUGAAAGUAUAGAAGAUAAAAAGUACCCAGGAGAGGUCACAAGUUCAAGCCUCAAACUAAAAUUUUCAUGCAAGGAUGCCAAGAAAGAAUUAAUAACUUGCCCAACCCCUGGAUGUGAUGGCAGUGGUCACAUAACUGGAAAUUAUGCUUCGCAUCGUAGUCUUUCUGGUUGUCCUUUAGCAGAUAAAAGUUUAAGAAACCUCAUGGCUGCCCACUCUUCAGAACUCAGGUGCCCAACUCCUGGUUGCGAUGGGUCUGGUCAUGUGACAGGGAACUAUACUUCUCACAGAAGCUUGUCAGGGUGCCCACGUGCAAAGAAAAGUGGACAGAAAUUAACACCGACCAAGGAUGAUAAAGAGGACCCUGAGCUCAUGAAAUGCCCUGUUCCUGGUUGUGAUGGGCUCGGGCAUGUAAGUGGCAAGUAUGCAUCACACCGUAGUGCAUCUGGCUGUCCUUUGGCUGCACGCAGACAAAAGGAAGGAUUUCACAAUGGGUCACCAUUUGCUUGGAAACCUGUGAAAGGAGAUGGGCCAGCUUGUCCAACCCCAGGGUGUGAUGGCUCAGGGCAUGCUAAUGGCAGUUUUCUUACACAUCGAAGUCUUUCUGGAUGUCCAAGGGCUACUUUGGCCAUGAAGAAAGCAAAAUUCUCAGGGGAGGAUCUACUGACUACCAAAUUUAGAGCUAGUGACGCAAUUGAAAAUGAUGAAGAAAUUAAGCAACUUGACAAAGAGAUCAAUGAAUUAAAUGAAUCCAACACUGAAAUGGAAUCCAAUAUGGUGAAAUUGCAGUCACAGAUUUCUAACAUGGAAAAAAAUUUAAAAACUAUCGAGGAUGAAAAUAAAGUGAUUGAAGAGCAAAAUGAAGCCUUAUUCAAAGAGCUGGCUGGGUUAAGUCAGGCACUGAUACGUAGCCUUGCUGACAUAAAACUGCCUCAAAUGCAGGAACCAAUCAGCGAACAGAACUUUGACGCCUAUGUUAGUACCCUCACAGAUAUGUAUACCAAUAUGGAAUGCUACCAGAACCCAGAAAAUAAAGCACUACUGGAGAGCAUCAAACAAGCUGUAAAGGGCAUUCAGGUUUAAAAAAAAUUGUAU
Messenger RNA from Hemiscyllium ocellatum (epaulette shark), 3474 nucleotides. It is a transcript of the gene myt1b, whose product is annotated as myelin transcription factor 1b. Gene Ontology annotation, molecular function: DNA-binding transcription factor activity, RNA polymerase II-specific; RNA polymerase II cis-regulatory region sequence-specific DNA binding; zinc ion binding. NCBI's taxonomy places the organism in Eukaryota, Metazoa, Chordata, Chondrichthyes, Orectolobiformes, Hemiscylliidae. Gene Ontology annotation, biological process: regulation of transcription by RNA polymerase II. The record is from RefSeq and is a predicted model, not a curated record. The coding region runs from base 1 to 3462 and encodes 1153 amino acids. Gene Ontology annotation, cellular component: nucleus. The transcript is spliced from 21 exons.